AUGGUUCAAUGGCAUUUGAGUUUAUCCCCUUCAAUUUUUGUUUCACCUACUGGUCUUGGUAGUGUGUUUAAAGGGGCUAUUUCAAGUUGGUUUUUGGAGUUCGAAGGAGGUUGGAGUGGCGGUUUUGGUGGCUAUGUUUCUAGUCCGGAGCGAGAGGUUGUUGAGGCAUGUUUCAAAGCUGGUUUUAGGGGGUUUGGCAAGCAUGUUUCAAGGGUGGAGACGCUAGAGUUGUGGGAUAGUGAGGGCUCGAAUAAGGGCGAGAGAGAGAGGGCUGGAGAGGCGAGUUUGGGCGUGAUUGGUCCGUUACUUAUAGGUGAGGUCUGGUUGGGCGCUACGAGCUAUAGGGCGAGAGGAAGCUCGGACGAGGGAGGCUAUGGCUUGUAUGGGCGAGGAAAGCUAGCCGGCGAGAAGGAGCUUGGGUAA
Molecule: messenger RNA, 423 nt
Organism: Dovyalis caffra
Lineage: Eukaryota; Viridiplantae; Streptophyta; Magnoliopsida; Malpighiales; Salicaceae
Source: the annotation of a GenBank genome assembly